Symphalangus syndactylus (siamang) is the source of this 3434-nucleotide messenger RNA. It is a transcript of the gene PGBD5, whose product is annotated as piggyBac transposable element derived 5. Lineage: Eukaryota; Metazoa; Chordata; Mammalia; Primates; Hylobatidae. Gene Ontology annotation, molecular function: transposase activity. Gene Ontology annotation, cellular component: nucleus. The record is from RefSeq and is a predicted model, not a curated record. Gene Ontology annotation, biological process: non-replicative DNA transposition.
CGCGGGCCCGGGGCCCGGCGCGUGCGGCUGGGAGGCACUGUGGGGGGCGGGCGCGCGGGCGGCGGCCGGGGCCAUGGCCGAGGGCGGCGGGGGCGCGCGGAGGAGGGCGCCGGCGCUGCUCGAGGCUGCCCGCGCGCGCUACGAGAGCCUGCACAUCUCGGACGACGUGUUCGGCGAGUCCGGCCCGGACAGCGGCGGGAACCCCUUCUACAGCACCUCGGCCGCCUCGCGCUCCUCCUCGGCCGCCUCCUCGGACGACGAGCGCGAGCCCCCGGGACCCCCAGGGGCCGCCCCGCCACCGCCCCGUGCCCCGGACGCUCAGGAGCCGGAGGAGGACGAGGCCGGCGCGGGCUGGAGCGCCGCGCUGCGCGACCGUCCGCCCCCGCGCUUCGAGGACACCGGCGGUCCCACCCGAAAGAUGCCCCCCAGCGCCAGUGCCGUGGACUUCUUCCAGCUCUUUGUCCCAGACAACGUCCUCAAGAACAUGGUGGUACAGACAAACAUGUAUGCCAAGAAGUUCCAGGAGCGGUUUGGGAGCGACGGAGCCUGGGUGGAGGUGACGCUGACGGAGAUGAAGGCGUUCCUAGGCUACAUGAUCUCCACCAGCAUCUCCCACUGCGAGUCCGUCCUCAGCAUCUGGAGCGGAGGCUUCUACAGCAACCGCAGCCUUGCUCUCGUCAUGAGCCAGGCCCGCUUCGAGAAGAUCCUCAAGUACUUCCACGUCGUGGCCUUCCGCUCCAGCCAGACCACGCACGGGCUCUACAAGGUCCAGCCCUUCCUCGACUCGCUGCAGAAUAGCUUCGACUCUGCCUUCAGGCCUUCCCAAACCCAGGUGCUACAUGAACCCCUGAUUGACGAGGAUCCUGUAUUCAUUGCCACAUGCACAGAGCGGGAGCUGCGAAAGAGGAAAAAGCGGAAAUUCAGCCUCUGGGUCAGACAAUGUUCUUCCACUGGCUUCAUCAUCCAGAUUUAUGUCCACCUGAAGGAAGGCGGGGGCCCAGAUGGCCUGGACGCACUGAAGAAUAAGCCCCAGCUCCACAGCAUGGUGGCCAGGAGCCUGUGCCGGAACGCGGCAGGCAAGAACUACAUCAUUUUCACGGGGCCCAGCAUCACCAGCCUGACCCUGUUUGAAGAGUUUGAGAAGCAAGGGAUUUACUGCUGCGGCUUGCUCAGCGCGCGGAAGAGUGACUGCACCGGCCUCCCACUGUCCAUGCUGACCAACCCAGCCACGCCCCCGGCCCGGGGCCAGUACCAAAUCAAGAUGAAGGGGAACAUGUCCUUGAUCUGCUGGUACAACAAAGGACACUUCCGCUUCCUGACCAACGCCUACUCCCCGGUGCAGCAGGGAGUCAUCAUCAAAAGGAAGAGUGGGGAGAUCCCAUGCCCCUUGGCCGUGGAGGCGUUUGCUGCUCACCUGAGCUACAUCUGCAGAUACGAUGACAAAUACAGCAAGUAUUUCAUUUCUCAUAAACCAAACAAGACCUGGCAGCAGGUGUUCUGGUUCGCCAUCAGCAUCGCCAUCAACAAUGCCUACAUCCUGUACAAAAUGUCAGACGCCUACCAUGUGAAGAGGUACAGCCGGGCACAGUUUGGAGAGAGACUCGUCAGAGAGCUGCUGGGCUUGGAGGACGCCUCUCCGACCCACUGAUGCUGGGGGUGCAGGACUCGGUCGGGGAGGGGUGAGAGGAGGAGGAGAGCCUGCCGUUCCAACUUGCCCAUCAGAGACCCGGACACGGCCUGGUGUGUGGCUUGCUGCCUGGGAGGGAUGCACAGGGCCUCUGGAGGGACAGGACGGACCUGGUCAGAGGACGGUUGCUGUCCUCAUUUGCAUUCCAAGAAGAGCAUGUCCUCCCUCGAGAAACAGUGCCGCCGGCGUGGUGAGCACCUACACCCACGUUCUCAAGGGCAGAUUCUCUCAUGACAUCCAUGGAGCUUGCGAGGCAGCGUGGACUGGUGACUGCGAAGGAAGGCCCCCAUGGUAGAAUGAGUUGGAGCAUGCUCUAAGAGAGAUGCCUGCUUCCUAAAGAUCUACAGCAAUCUGGGACGUGGUUCAAGUUCAUGACUUGAAGGAAGCAAAGAUGCUCUGCACGGUUACAAUGGCUCGGGUGUCAGGGGAGGCUGGAGGGCUUUCCAGCAUUUGCCUCCGCGAGCACCUUUGAGCCGGUCUCUUAGAAGAAGACACAUCCUGGGUGUACAGUAGUGAAAUGGGGAGUGGGUACCCAUUCUGAAAAACGAGGCAUUCCUGCUCAUUCCCUCUGCUUAGCUGGUGGGCAGGGGAGAAAGGAAAAUGCCAAAAACUUGGAGUGAAGGAUGAUGCUAUUUUUUAUUUUUAAAUAUAUCUUCAGGUUAUUUUCUUACUGUUGCUUCAGAUCUAAUGUAAAAGGCAGAUGUCCCCUCCUCUCCACCCCCAACGCCAACCCCGGCCUCAGUCACGCCUCCUUGCAUGAUCACAGUUCUGUGUUCUGGCCUGUGGCAGGGCCGGGAAGGGCCGCUGGCUUCCAAACAGACGUGGUUGCUCUCCACGAGGCCCAUGGGGAGCCCGCGGGCCCUAAGCUUUGUCGCACAUGUCAUCAUUGGCAGAAUUACUUGUCUUGAAAAAUAAGUAGCAUUGCUGAAACACACAGCCGAAUUCUCUAUGAUGGCCAUUUGCUCAUUGUCUUUCCUCUCUGUGUGUAGUGAGUGACCCUGGCAGUGUUUGCCUUCACAGAGUGGCCCCUCAGAACAACAGGGCUGGCCUUGGAAAAACCCCAAAACAGGACUGUGGUGACAACCCUGGUCAGGUGUGAUUUGACAUGAGGGUCAGAGGCGGUUGCUGACCGCAGGACUGGAGAGGCUGCAUGCCCGGCACUGGCAGCGAGGCUCGUGUGUCCCCCAGGCAGAUCUGGGCUCUUUCCCAACCCAGGUUUAUGCGUCUCCAGGGAAGCCUCGGUGCCAGAGUGGUGGGCGGAUCUGACUGUCACCACAGACCAGAAACAAGGAAUUUCUGGGAUCACCCGGUCCCCCUUCAACCCAGUUGAUGUAACCACCUCAUUUUUUACAAAUGCAGAAUCUGUUCUACUCAGGCUAUGGGACUCUGUUCCUCGUCCCCACUCAGUUAUUGCGAGUGUUGCUGUCCGCAUGCUCCGGGCCCCACGUGGUUCCUGUGCUCUAGAUCACGGUGACUCCCCCGCCCUGUGGUUGGAAUUCGAUGCCACGGAUUGCAGGCCAAAUUUUAGAUUGUGUUUCCAAACACCCUUGCCGUGCCCUUUAAUUGGAUUGAAAGCACUUUUACCACAUGGAGAAAUAUAUUUUUAAUUUGUGAUGCUUUUCUACAAGGUCCACUAUUUCUGAGUUUAAUGUGUUUCCAACACUUUAGGAGACUCUAAUGAAAGCCGAUGAAUUUUCUUUUCUGUCCAAACGAGUAAAAUAAAAAUAAAAGUCUAUUUAGAUGUUGA